CAAGCAAUGGUGGCCAAACAACGGAUCCGGAUGGCUAACAAGAAGCACAGCAAAAACAUCACACAGAGAGGGAACGUAGCCAAAACCCUGAGACCACAAGAAGAGAAAUACCCUGUGGGCCCGUGGCUGCUGGCACUGUUUGUUUUUGUUGUCUGUGGAUCAGUUGUAGUAUAUGUGCUGCCGAAGUGA
Trichosurus vulpecula (common brushtail) is the source of this 189-nucleotide messenger RNA. RefSeq names its product stress associated endoplasmic reticulum protein family member 2 (gene SERP2). Gene Ontology annotation, biological process: endoplasmic reticulum unfolded protein response. The record is from RefSeq and is a predicted model, not a curated record. Gene Ontology annotation, cellular component: endoplasmic reticulum. The transcript is spliced from 3 exons. NCBI's taxonomy places the organism in Eukaryota, Metazoa, Chordata, Mammalia, Diprotodontia, Phalangeridae. The coding region runs from base 7 to 189 and encodes 60 amino acids.